Molecule: messenger RNA, 2511 nt
Organism: Tachysurus fulvidraco (yellow catfish)
Lineage: Eukaryota; Metazoa; Chordata; Actinopteri; Siluriformes; Bagridae
Gene: c2cd4a
Product: C2 calcium dependent domain containing 4A
Exons: 2
Coding region: 882-2405 (507 amino acids)
Source: RefSeq, a predicted model, not a curated record
AUUAACAUGCUAAAUUAAACUGUGAUGUAUAGUACAAAGGGACAGUAUUUUUUCUACCACAAGAGGGCAUACCUGAGAGUGGGAUUGUGGCUGCACUUUCACAUCAUGUUCACAGAAUUCCCAGAAUGUUCUAGUAUCCUGAAUAAUCAAUAUUGGUUUAUUAAAAGGCCAAAUGUUUUUAUGGAGCUUUAUCACUUCUCCUUAUCACUAAUUCUCAUGACUACAAUGCUUGAAAGCACUGCUAUGUAACCACUUACAAUGUACCAUGCCAUGAACUGAAUAGAACAGAACACUUACAGAAUACACUGUUUUAUCUUUUGCUAGUUGUUAUCUGCUGUGUUUGCACACUUUUAUAUACUUAUCUUUUUGCCAAUUUCUUUGUCUCUGAAUACUCUGUUUGAAAUAAAUAAGUCCAUGAAUACAAUAUGAUGUAGAUCAUGAGAAAUGUAAUAAUAACUGUAAUAAUUUGAAUUAUGUAAUAUAUGCCGUAUUUAUCUGUAAUACAGGAUUAGGAUGGACUAAACAUAUUGUGCCUUAUGUACUAAUUAGGUAAGUAUAUAAGGUCAGUUAACCACUAUCCAAUCAGUUACAUUUUCUUGUCUGACAAGCAGCCUUAUGUUCUCUUUAAAGAAUGGAAAAUUAAACAUACUAACACACAGGUGGAUUUUAUCAGACUGUUUCAUUACCCUCUACAGCAAUUUGCUUAUCAUGCUAGCUUUACUUUUCCAAGCUUGGAGUUUAGAGUAUAAUAUGUGUGUUCCUAUGGGAACUGUAGCCAGUGUCAGCAGGCGAAGUGUGCAUGAGCUGCUGGAAGUGUGCACGUGGAGCCCGAAACUCCACCCACUGUCCAGUGCUGCAGUAUAAGUAGCCAAGAGCGUUUUAUGCAUCACAGAAAUGCCACUCUGAGACGAGACAGAAAGUCUGCUGGCCAGAAAUCUACAUCUGUCACCAGGAAGCCUCACUUCAAUGUGGCAAGCAAGAUUCUGAACAAAUCUACUGAGCUACAGCACAUGACUUCUAUGGUUUUUAAAGUUGAUCCUAUGUGGGUGGUGGAGAAGAUCCGUAUAUCAGUAGAGAAAUCCAAUCUGCUCCUUCUUUCCACGGAAUAUAGCCUUAAAAUUGGAAGUAUGUUUGGAGAAAAAGCUCCUGCUGAGAAAGCCAAGAAAACCAGCCUGUGUCCCAACAUCAUCACUCCAGACACCAUUCCCGAGUUCUGCAUCCCACCUAAAAUCUCAAGUCCACUGGAGGUCAAGGGUGUAGAGCAAGGAAAGCCAACUCCAUGCAUCACCAUUUCUUGCAGUCAAAGUUACAGCCCAAAGAAAGAGAUUUCCUUCCGAGAAACGAUCAAUAGUCACAUAAUCCAGGUCGAGAGCGUGGAUGAUGGACCAUACAACAAAUGCUGUAGCGAUGAGGACAACACCAAUGCGGACCCCCAGAGCCAGGCUGCUCUCUCUCUGCCCCACCUGGCCAAAGCCCAGACAUGCUAUGGCUUCUGCACACUGCUUGAGAGCCCCCACACCAGAAGGAAGGAAUCUCUGUUUCACAAUGAUCCCAAUUCCUGUGGGAUGCCAUUGCUUCUACCCAGGAGCGGGUCUAAUGCCUGCACCAGAUCUUCUUCAGCUCCUGUUUUCCCAGUCUCUACAUCACCUUCCUCCUUCAGUCUGAACAACUUUACCUCCAGACUGUCACGGAGGGGUUUUGGUCUGCACAGGCAGGGUACACAAGACAGUGACACCACCUCAUCAGCCGAAUCUUCUCCAUUCAGCUCUCCUCUCCUGGCAAGAUCACCACCCAAACACUCCCUCUUCAAAACACUCAGCCACGAGAAGCUACUCUACCGCAAUAUCCGGAAGACUGCUGUUUCCAGGAACAACUCCCUGUCAACGGAUGAAGCCAGCUCCACAGAUAACAGCCCUAACGUCAUGAGGAGAUCAUCUGAGGUACUCAUAGAGCCUCUUUCAUCCAGCUUUGGCCUUGCACCUCCUGCCAUCUUCCCCUUGGACUUGGUUCUGCACAGAGAACGUGUCAUGAAGGAAAGCAUGGUGCCGAUAGGAAGGGAUGGAACCCUACGCCUUUCAGCAGAGUACUGCCCUGAGAACCAGAGACUCAGGGUGCGACUCAUCAGCGCUGAGGGGCUGUACUCUCUCUCUGUGGACCCUAAGAGCAUCAACUGCAGUAUCAGUCUUUCCCUAAUGCCUGGGAAAUUCCAGAAACAGCGCAGCACUGUCAUCAGGAAGAGCCGUAAUCCAAUCUUCAAUGAGGACUUUUUCUUUGAUGGCAUAAGUGAAGAGGACCUCAGCCAUUGGUCACUGAGGUUUAAAGUAGUCAACAAAAUGUCCACCAUGAAAAGAGACUAUAUUUUGGGCAGUUGUGAUAUUGCUCUGACUUGUAUUGUCAGCUUAUAAAAAGAAAAGUGAACUUACUUUCUAUAUUUAUUUGAUUUGUUAACAUUCCUUAUUUAUAUACAGUUUUAUAAUGCUAAAGAUUUCCAUUUCUAUUAAAAUAUUGAAA